Penicillium maclennaniae is the source of this 876-nucleotide messenger RNA. RefSeq names its product Ac45/VOA1 transmembrane domain-containing protein. Gene Ontology annotation, biological process: (1->6)-beta-D-glucan biosynthetic process; fungal-type cell wall biogenesis. The transcript is spliced from 5 exons. Bases 1 to 876 code for a protein of 291 amino acids. Gene Ontology annotation, cellular component: endoplasmic reticulum membrane. NCBI's taxonomy places the organism in Eukaryota, Fungi, Ascomycota, Eurotiomycetes, Eurotiales, Aspergillaceae. The record is from RefSeq and is a predicted model, not a curated record.
AUGCAUCUCAGCAGGUUCGGGCUGGUCGCCCUUGGGGCAGCUGCAGUCGAUGCCUUCCGGGACACUUCACCCUUUUUCCUCGCCUCGACCUCUGAGGUCUUGACGAACUCUGCAUACAUUAAGACUGGCACGUCGCUACUUAAGGACCUCUCCUCUUCGUUGAGCACCUGCCCGUCUGACUAUUAUGUCAUUGUCAACCAACCUGGUGUGCAUAGCUCCGACUUCGCGGCCCGCAGGUCGGCACCCCGCCUAGGCGCGAAGAUGCUCGGCAAGGACAAGUCGAUUCGCUCCAAAAUGAGUGUGGACGAGGUCACUGGCUUGCUUGAUACCACCGAGAUCAAGUCUGUUCUCACUGAGAAGUGCAAGGCGCAGACUACUGCCAUUGACGGUUCCUCGGGAGAAUAUCCCAUCUCUUUCGAAUCGGGCCCUCGCAUUGUCGACAUCAGAUUCCCCGUGCUCUCCUUGGGCGCGGAUCGUGCCGAUCAGCUCUCCGGCAAUGAUGGCCUUAUCGCCGAUAUACUUGAGCGCAUUCCUUCCGACGCCACGUAUACUCUCCUCUACGCGACCUCGCCUCGCGAGUUCCCGGAGACCGACUCCGUCGUCUACGAAUCCAAUGACGGCUCGUACCAAGAGUCACUCCACAUGGAACUCAAGCGCGACUACUCCUCCAAGCCCUCUACUAUCUCCAGGCCCGAUCGCCAACAGUCUUUGUUCGAUGAGUACCAGUACUUCACACCUGGUAUCUUCAUGGGCUUUCUGGCUUCUUUCAUCUGCAUUGUGAUUUUGUAUGUUGGAAUCAGCGCUCUGAGCGGCCUUCAGAUUCCCUAUUCUGCUUUUGAGAGGGACACGUCUGCUGCUAUUAAAAAACAGCAGUAA